UGGCGUUACUGGGGCUGACGUCACUGAUCCGGGUCCCGGGCGGGCGCAGUGGCCAAGAUGGCGCCCGUGGAGGAGAGGAAGCUUCUGGGCGCCGCCGCCGCCAACAACCAGGAGGCGGCCGAUGAGGACGAGGGGCCCAACCUGUGGACCUCUAUCCUCAGUGAAGUCUCCACCCGGUCUCGGUCAAAACUGCCCACAGGGAAAAAUAUUCUUGUGCUUGGUGAGGAUGGAUCAGGCAAGACAACACUCAUGGCCAAGCUCCAAGGUGCAGAGCACAACAAGAAAGGGAGGGGCCUGGAAUAUUUAUACCUGAACAUACACGACGAAGACCGAGAUGAUCACACGCGCUGUAAUGUAUGGAUUCUGGAUGGCGAGCUGUACCAUAAGGGCCUCCUCAAGUUUGCAGUGUCUGGGGAUAACUUAAAGAACACUCUGGCUGUCUUUGUGGCAGACAUGGCCAGACCUUGGACUAUCAUGGAUUCAUUACAGAAAUGGGCGAGCGUUUUGCGUGAGCAUGUCGACAAGCUGAAGAUCCCACCUGAAGAAAUGAGGAUAAUGGAACAGAGAUUGGUGAAAGAAUUCCAGGAGUACGUGGAGCCCGAGGAGGGAACUCAUGGAUCCCCACAGAGGAGAGCUCCCGUGCCGGGUCAGGAAGAAGAGGAGGUAGUUUUGCCACUGGGUGAGAAUGUACUAACGCACAACCUGGGAAUCCCGGUGCUGGUCGUCUGCACAAAGUGUGAUGCAGUCAGCGUACUAGAGAAGGAGCACGAUUACAGGGACGAGCACUUUGAUUUCAUUCAGUCACAUAUUCGGAGAUUCUGCUUGGAGUAUGGUGCUGCCUUGAUUUAUACGUCAAUAAAAGAAGAAAAAAAUGUUGAUCUCUUGUAUAAAUAUCUUGUCCACAAAAUGUACGACUUCCAGUUUACUACACCUGCCUUGGUGGUGGAAAAAGAUGCAGUUUUUAUUCCUGCAGGAUGGGACAAAGAUAAGAAAAUUGCUAUUUUGUACGAGAACUUAGCGACAGUGAAGCAAGACGAUGCCUACGAGGAUAUCAUCGGCAAGCCUUUGAUUAAAAAGCCUGUCCAUGAUAAAGAAGUGGCCUCAGAGGAUGAGCAAGUUUUCCUCAUGAAGCAGCAGUCUCUCCUUGCCAAACAGCCUGCCACUCCUUCAAGACCUGCUGACUCGCCAAGGCAACCGGGUGGUUCCCCCCGGACCCCGAGACAACCAGGUGGCACAAACAUGGUGACUGCCGUGCCGCCUAUCACAUCGGGAACUCCGAAAGGUCCUGCCGCUGCAAACGAAGGAGUGCUGGCCAACUUCUUUAAUAGUUUAUUGAGUAAAAAGACGGGUUCUCCCGGGAGUCCCGGAGCCGCAGGGGUACAGAACGCAGCCAAGAAGCCAGGACAAAAGCCGAUUUUAACAGACGUUCAGGCAGAGCUUGACAGGAUGUCUCGAAAACCAGAUCCUGUGGUCACAACAAACAGUUCUCCAACAGAAAACGAAGCCUAAUAGCUGCAGACACACUAUGUAUAGUAUAAUAUUUAAAAAUAAAAGACCAAAUUAGACAAUUGCAUCAAUUGAGAGGACCGACAGUUGUCUAAUGCGGCAGUCUCUAUCAGUUUUUGUUUGGGGGGGCAUGAAGGCGUCACUAAAUUUUAAAAUGACUUGUUGCAGGAAACGCGUGUGCAUUCCAGAGAUGUAAAUAAAUCCCUGUGUCUAACAACAUUCUAAUCAAAAAGUCUGAGCAGAAAGAUCGAGGGGCAGACACCUCAUACAAGUGGGGAAAUGAGGUGGUGUCUGGUGCAGAUGAGAGAGUAGGGGCAUUUGGAAACUGGACGGUGUCGCUUAGAAAACUAGCUUGUAGCGGUGUGUUCUUUGAAUGGGAGCCUGUGGAUAUUGGGAGAAAUUGCGCUCAUUCCUCUCGCCUGUUGACAGUUAUUGGAAGCCUUAUUGACAUUUCCACCAGACACCAUUGUCCAGGUUAAUUGGCUGAAACGGCAGUCAUUGGAUGGUGGACCAAGCUCUUCCAGGUGUAGAGCAGCUGACAACGUGACGUGCGCUGGGAAAGAGAAGAGGAAGGGAGAUGGGAAGGAGUAGUACUCUUAGUGGUUGUGAAAGUUAUUAACAAACCUUUCAAAUGAAUCAGGUCUUAGGAGUAGUUGGGCUAAUAACUUAUAAAAUCAUGAAUCUAUUAAAAGACCAAAUUGUCUUUAUUUGAAUUUGAACAUUUUGGGGAAGUUUGGAGGGCACUUUGAGUUAUUGGUUGUUGUUGGGGACACAGGGAGGAGGAGGAACCUGCUGGAUACAAGUGCCUGACACACCACGCAGGGUAGUAUGCACUCAACUCAAAUGCACUAUAGCACAAGCGCCUGGUCGCUUCUUGACGUUUUAUUUUUUUUAAAGCUUAAUUUAAAAGUUAUUUUGCCCAGGAAUGGAGCUUUGUUUCUCAUUUGUUUUUAAUUUUCUUGUGAUAGCUCUGCCUUCCUUUAACUGCGGUGAGUUGGGCCAUCUUGGAACAAAACGGAAUUUUAAAAGUGUUUUUUUUUUUUUUUUCUUCCUCGCCUUGCCCCCACUAAAAGAUAGAUCAUUCCAUUGCCUAGCUGCAGUUAGUAAAAUGGCACAUUGCCAACUGUAAACACCACUUGAUGUGAAGUACCAGGUUCUGGCAUUGCAUUCUCAAGGGGGUAACCACAGUGGGAUUGUGUGGACUCUACCUUCUGUUGCAUAAACUGUACUAACUUGUGCUAAAGUGGGAUGUCUGACAAUCUUCAUUUUCCUAUAACAUUGCAUAUAUAUUAUCAAGACAGUAAUAUAUUUACCACUAAAAGCUGGGCAUAAUUAGCUUCUUUGCACUUUCCAAUAGCAAGGCUGUUUAUAUAAUUUUAAUAUUUUUGAGGCUCUUACCUGUAAUAUGUACGUAUGGAAGAUUAACCAUGGGCAAUAGAUUCCUGUCAACGUACAUUGUUCCUCGUUUCCUUGCGCCAAGGAGGGAACUGGCAACGUGUCUGGGUUUGUCUGGACAGUUUACCUAAAUGUAUAACCAAAGUUAGCGAGGCUUUGGUGAAACUGCACACUUUGGUCCACUGUUUCACUUUUAAUUGUUUUUAAACUUGAACUGCUGGAACCAAACAUGCAAACUUUAAACUGCUUUGAAGUUAACAGAACAAAAGGUUAAUCCAUAUAACUUGUAUAGCGGGAUGCUGAAUAAUUGUUACACAAACCUUGAAUCCCAAUUAAUGCUUUGUGGACUUUUCUCUGCCUUUGUCUCUAUAUAGAUUCUCUCCCCCCCCCCCCCCCCCUUCUCCCUCUCUCUGCAUGCUUGAACUCACCUAAUUUUUCCUCUUCAUUUUUCCUUGUGAUUCACAUUUUUGUCUCCAUCUGCACUUCUAUUUUAAUCAAAUAUAAUGUUCUAUUACUCUCUGUCUAUUCUUUAUUCCUCCUUCCCUGCUUCUUGGCCAUCUAUUAUUUUUUUUCUGUCCGUUCCUCAAUCCCGUUCAUCGGUCUGUGCCACUCUCUUAACCUCUCCCCUUCCGAGUGAUCACUGGUUCGAAUCUUUACUAAAAUCUGUCAAAGGGAAGUGGCUUCAAGUGUUCCCAUGAGAAAUGAAGUGAAAUUUCUGCUGCUUAAUUUAAACUUUGCACUUGAAAGAUAUUACAGGGGGAAAUCAAAUUGGAAGUUCAGAACAACUUGUAAAUGAAAAAGUUCAGCAAAAAUGAUCACUAGCAGUGGGGAGAGAGGUAGGGUUGGUGUUUGUAUAUAAAUUUGGUUUCCGUUUACCACUUUAGGUUAUUUUUUGUAUUAAUGUCAGACAGAAAUUGUAACACUGAGGAGAGUUUGGAUUUUGUUUGUUUAUGGCUUUAACAUGAGAGAACCUUGCUGACAAAGACAAAAAUGUGUGUCUCAAUAUACCAGCUUCAAUAAAUGUGAAUCCACACCCUCUGCCGCA
Molecule: messenger RNA, 3946 nt
Organism: Amblyraja radiata (thorny skate)
Lineage: Eukaryota; Metazoa; Chordata; Chondrichthyes; Rajiformes; Rajidae
Gene: dync1li2
Product: dynein, cytoplasmic 1, light intermediate chain 2
Exons: 13
Coding region: 58-1509 (483 amino acids)
Biological process (GO): microtubule cytoskeleton organization; microtubule-based movement
Cellular component (GO): cytoplasmic dynein complex; centrosome
Molecular function (GO): dynein heavy chain binding
Source: RefSeq, a predicted model, not a curated record